CACCACUCUAGAAUGCUCGAUAGUUACCCACAAUACUUUUAAGAGCUCUCCGCCAUCCCCAUUUUUAUGCAAGGCAAUCUACUGUAACGACAGACAUUGGUGUGGAAUCGAACCCUGCAUAUUCAUAUAUUGCCUAGUCGGCUGGUGAUCGUCGUCGCUGAGAAGGGACCCGGCAGAUGUACCGCCUUGGGCGAGCGGUUCUGUUAUUAUCAGAUGCAUUCCAUGAUAAUGGAUAAUGGCUGGACCUGGCAUGGAUCGAUGGUCUUAUAUAACAUCCUUAUUUGGACACUCCCUCGUAUCUAUCUAGAACUUAACAUUUUUCUCGGUACCCUCUGCGACGAUCAUGCACCUAUGCGUAGUAGUAACGGCGUGGCUUCUCGCGAAACGGACGGCAGCGCAGGGUGUAGGGAAAGCAGAGACGCAUCCUAAGCUUACAACAGAGAGGUGUACGAUUAAAGAUGGCUGUAUCACACAGAAUACCUCCGUCGUACUCGAUGCCAGUUUCCACGGACUUAGACAGGUGAAUGGCACAGGUAGCUGUGGGGGAUACCGUGGUGGGUUGAGCAAAGAACUGUGUCCGAACCACGAGGCAUGCGCGAAAAAUUGUGUUUUCGACGGCGCGGACUACGAGGGCAGCGGGGUGGUGGCGAACGGCAGUGCUCUAACGUUGAAUAUGUACACACAACAUGACGGCAACGUGACUUCGGUGAGCCCGCGCGUAUACUUGUUGGACGAGAGCGAAGAAAACUACGAGAUAUUGUUUUUGAAACAUGGAGAAAUCAGCUUCGAUGUAGACGUGUCGAAGCUGGUCUGUGGCAUGAACGGCGCGUUAUACCUGACCGAGAUGAACAAGACGGGAGCCCGCAGCGCUCUCAAUCCGGCGGGAGCAAGGUAUGGGACAGGAUACUGCGACGCACAGUGCUCCACGUUGCCGUUUAUCAAUGGGGUGGCGAAUAUCGACUCUAGAGGAUCAUGCUGCAACGAGAUGGACAUCUGGGAGGCCAACUCGCUAGCAUCGGCAUUCACUGCACAUCCUUGCAGCAACGCGGGAGUAUUCGAGUGUAAAGGAGCUCAGUGUGGUAGCCUCGGCGUCUGCGAGAAGUCCGGGUGUGAGUACAACACAUGGAAGCUGGGAAACACGUCGUACUACGGACCCAACCUAGCAGCGCCCGCAUCGGGCAACACGACCAAGUUCACGGUAGAUACGACGCGCCCGUUCACGGUAACCACGCAAUUUCUAACCUCGGACAACCCGUCGCCGAUUAGCAACGGCGCGCUGAACGAGGUACGGCGGCUGUACGUGCAAGACGGGGUCGUGAUCGACAACGCGUACGUCACGGACCCGAUGAUGCCGCCGGGAGACUCCUUGCGCAUGUCGCACUGUCAGGCUAGCGGGGCGCUGUUCGAGGAUCUGGGCGGCCUGACUACGACGGGACAUGCGCUGGAUAGGGGAAUGGUGCUUGCGUUUAGCAUCUGGAACGACGGCAAGCAGUUUAUGAACUGGUUGGACGCGGGAAAGGCCGGACCGUGUACGUUGCAGGAGGGAGAUCCCGAGGUUAUUAGACGGCAGAGCCCUGGGACGAGUGUGACGUUUAAGAAUAUUAGGUGGGGGGAGCUUGGGAGUACAUAUGGGAAUGGGACGAUGGCUGGUGUAUGAAUGAAGAUUGAAACUUGAAAGGGAAUGUUUAUGAAGAAGGUAUUAUUUUAAAGCUUUGCAUAUUAUUACUCAUAUUUUAUUCAUC
Annulohypoxylon maeteangense is the source of this 1742-nucleotide messenger RNA. Its product is annotated as glycoside hydrolase family 7 protein. The record is from RefSeq and is a predicted model, not a curated record. Gene Ontology annotation, biological process: carbohydrate metabolic process. The coding region runs from base 344 to 1657 and encodes 437 amino acids. The transcript has 3 exons. NCBI's taxonomy places the organism in Eukaryota, Fungi, Ascomycota, Sordariomycetes, Xylariales, Hypoxylaceae. Gene Ontology annotation, molecular function: hydrolase activity, hydrolyzing O-glycosyl compounds.